CAACCUCAGCAACAAGAAGUUUUCUUCCCCCUCUUCGCAUACACUGCUCCUGCCAAUCUCUACCGUACGAAAAUUCCAAGAGUUGAGACCAGGCUUAAGCAGGAUACGGCGAAGUAACUAUAGGGCGCGGUACAGGCUUAAGUAGAGAGGCGCCUGCUUGUUUGAUGGUCUGGGGCGUCAAUGGGAUCCCUCUGUGGCAGACCGCAUGCUUGCUUUCCCGAACCCACCUGCGGAGAGGACCUCUCUACUAUGAGAGGUGCCUGCUUGUUUGUUGGUCUGGGGAGUCUGGCUAUCUACUCUGAGAUCUGCCAGCGGAUGGACCAGCCAGCUUGCGAAACGGAGCAGAUAGCUUGCGAUGAUGCCAACUUUGCAAUAAUGGAGUAGGGGUCUCUCGGGUGCCUUCCGUGAAGAAGGGAUUAACUAGCUGCUACUGAUCCGCGUUUUAUUCUGUGGAAGCUACCCUGUUUCUAAAGAACCUUGUCACUUGCGAUGAUGGACCAGGUAGCUUGUGAUAAUGGACCAGGCAGCUGGCGAGGAUGGACCAGCUAACUUGAGAAACUAGAAUCAAUCAAUCACUACCCUCAGCUCCUUGUCGUGACCUCUGCGGGGCAAUGACGACAGCUGUCUGCUUGGAGGGAGCAACCACCAGACGGGCAGACGGGAAGCAACCACGUUCCUCCAUUCUCUCGUAGGCGUCUUUUCGAGGUGAGUGUAAAGGGAGUAAAAUCUAUGUCUUAGG
Molecule: messenger RNA, 739 nt
Organism: Linum trigynum
Lineage: Eukaryota; Viridiplantae; Streptophyta; Magnoliopsida; Malpighiales; Linaceae
Source: the annotation of a GenBank genome assembly